This is a messenger RNA of Oncorhynchus masou masou (cherry salmon), 4613 nucleotides long. RefSeq names its product myomesin 1a (skelemin) (gene myom1a). The transcript is spliced from 38 exons. The record is from RefSeq and is a predicted model, not a curated record. Lineage: Eukaryota; Metazoa; Chordata; Actinopteri; Salmoniformes; Salmonidae. Gene Ontology annotation, molecular function: kinase binding.
AGUGGCAACAUUAUUUUAGUUCUGUGGCCGCUGCUCGUCCUGUCCCCUCCACUCCCAUUGCUGUUCUGCCUGGUUUAGGACUUGCUUUGGAUACUUUUGGAGUUGCACCCCCUGUCCUGUUGGUUUCAACGAUUGAAAGAUUUUCAGUUUUGCGUGUGGCGGGGAGCCUGGAGUCUGAACUUAUCAGCCAGCCAGUCAGAAUGUCUGCAUCAUUCCACGUGAAACAGCACCACCACCACAGUGACAAGAAGCAGCAGCAUGAGAGCAUCAGCCAUCACAGCUCUCGCUCCUCUUUUAGUCAGCUGUCAUAUGCUGCCCACAAGAGAAUCCAGCACAGCACCAUAGGAGAGCAGCAGAGUUUUGUCAAAUCAGAGAAGAGGUCGGAGUUCAUACCUAGCCAGCUGCUGCCGCCGAGAGUCAAGAAGUACCUGGCUAUGGACCCUGACACCAACGAUGUCAUUGGAUACAUAGUUCCUGUCUUUAGGACCAGCCAUGAGUUUGCCCGGGGCCUAGUUGAGGUCCAGGAAGAAGUGAAGGAAGAGGGGGUGGGACAUGUUGCCAUGAGGAACCUGUUCUCCCUGGAGACCAGCUCCCUGGAGACCAGCUCCAUGGAGACGAUUACCGUGGAGAAGAAGAGCAGGAAGAGGCACAUUAGAGAGUCAGCUGACCGCCUGGAGCUCAGCAAGAAGGUUGAGGAGAGAGCAGAGUUCCGUAAGAAGCAGAACAGUGACAACCUAACCCAUCCUCCUGAGUUCAUAGUUCGUCCCCGAGGACAGACUGUCUGGGAGGGCAAGACUGUCAAGCUGCACUGCACCGUGUCUGGAUGGCCUAAACCACGUAUUGCAUGGUAUAAGAACAAUGUGGUGAUAGAUGAGAAGGCCCAUCCUGACAAAUACACGGCAGAGAGUAACUACAACAUGCACUCUCUGGAAAUCAAGAGGUAGGUAGCUGUAGUAACCCUGACAACACUCUCUGUAGAUCAAGAGGUAGGUUGCCGUAAGCCUGUGGUUAUCAAGAGGUUCCAGGAGGGAGAACUUGGGAACCCUAACCCUAAACCAUAUGGGUUCUGCUCUGAGCACGGCGUGACCUUUGAGACAGCCAUCAUAGACUGCGUUCGGCCGGGAGGAGAGACUCUAAGUCUGGGCUGCACCAUCAUCGUCUACCCCACCGUUAAACGCUACCAGCCUGAUGUCCUCUGGUACAGAGAUGGCAAGGCCCUGGCAGAGUCCAAGUGGGUCCACACCCACUGGAGUGGAGAGAAAGCCACCCUGACACUGGUCCAUCUUAACAAGGAGGAUGAAGGACUCUACACCCUGAGAGUCAACACCAAGUCUGGCUUCCAGUCCUACUCCGCUUACGUCUUCGUCAGAGAUGAAGAGGUGGAGUUGGAAGGUGUUCCCGUGGCGCCCCUGGACGUACGUUGCCAUGACGCCAACAAGGACUACGUUGUGGUGACAUGGAAACAGCCUGCGGUGGAGGGAAGUAGCUCCAUCUUGGGAUACUUCAUUGAUAGGUGUGAGGUGGGCCACCACCACUGGGCUCAGUGUAACGACACCCCUGUGAAGUACGCCCGUUUCCCGGUAACGGGGCUGAUUGAGGGGAGGAGCUAUACCUUCCGGGUCAGAGCCAUCAACCGGGCUGGGGUCAGCCGACCUUCUAGAGCCUCUGAUCCUGUUACCGCCAUAGACCCCCACGACAGGGCUCGCCAUCGAGCUGGUCCCUCUGCUCCCUUCACCGGAAUGAUCAAGUUCACUGAGGAAGACGCUACAGUGGGCGUGGUACCAGGUGAGCCCACCGACCUGGUGGUUACCGAGGCAACGAAGAACUACGUGGUUCUGGCCUGGUCUCCGCCCGCUCAAAGAGGUCAUGAAGGGGUUGUGUACCUCGUAGAGAAGUGUGUUGCUGGUAGUGAGUGCUGGCAGAGGGCCAACACAGGAAUGCCCGUCAAGUCUCCUCGCUUCGCGCUGUUUGAUCUGGCAGAGGGGAAGAGCUACAGCUUCAGAGUCCGCUGCUGCAACUCUGCUGGGAUGUCUGAGGCCUCCUCUGCUACUGGAGAUGUCACUGUAGGAGACAUGCUGGACCUGCCUGCGGCCCCCGGCCCAGCCGUAGCCACUAGGAACACAGAUACAUCAGUCGUUGUUUCCUGGGGGGCGUCUAAGGAUGUAAAACACCUGGUGGGAUAUUACAUCAACUAUACUGUGGCGGGCAGUGAUGUCUGGACACCCGCAAACAACAAGCCUGUUAAAGGAACCAGGUUUGUGUGCCACGGUCUGAACACAGGAGAGUCGUGUGUGUUCCGUGUGAAGGCGGUGAACGCAGCAGGGUACAGUAACAGCUCUUUGGAGUCAGAGGCCGUGGUCGUCAAGGCUGGCAUCGCCAUCCCUGGUGUCCCCAGUGGAGUCCACCUGAUGGAGGCAGCUCGUGACUACAUGGUGUUAGCCUGGAGGGAGCCGGCGGUGACCGGGGGAGCUGACAUCAGAGGAUACUUUGUGGACUACAGGACAGUAAAGGGUGGAGUUGGAGGACAGUGGCAUGAACUCAACCCCAAGGCUGUCACCUGUACUUCCUAUAAGGCAGAGAACCUGAAGGAGAACUUGUUCUACCAGUUCCAAGUGCGAGCCAUUAACAUGGCCGGGGUCAGCGAGGCCUCUCUGCCCUGCGCAGCUCUGGAGUGUAAAGAAUGGACCAUUGCUAAGCCAGGUGCUCCUCAUGAUCUCCAUGUGUUGGAGGUGCGUGACAGUUCCCUGGUGUUGCUGUGGGAACCUCCUACCUUCGAUGGCCGUACUCCUGUCAACGGCUUCUAUGUGGACAUCAAGGAGGCCGUGGCAGGGGAGGACUGGAAGGGAGUACAUGAGAAGGCCACCAAGCUGAAGUACAUGAAGGUCAAUGGUCUGAUUGCAGGCAGGUCUUAUGUGUUCAGGGUGCGUGCUCAGAACCUGGCUGGAGUGGGAAAGACUUCUGCUGUGUUAGGACCUGUUCUGGCUCUGACCAUGCCUGGUACUCAUGAGAUAAUACUGGAUGUGGAUGAUGAUGGUGUGAUCUCCAUGAUCUUUGAGUGUUCUGAGAUGGCCGAGGGGUCAGAGUUCAUCUGGUCUAAGAACUACAAGACUCUGACAGACACCUCCAGACUCACCAUCGUCACGGAGGGGGGCAAGUCCAGAGCAAUCUUUAAUGCUCCCAGUCUGGAGGACCUUGGUAUCUUCUCCUGUGAGGUUACCAACACUGUUGGAGUCUCAGCCAGCUACACUCUAACGGAGGCUGGUCUGAAGCGUCUCCUGGACAUCAGCCACGAGCACAAGUUCCCCAUCAUUCCCUUCAAGACUCAGAUGGCCAUGGAGCUCCUGGAGAAGGGUCGUGUGAGGUUCUGGACCCAGGUUGAGAAGUUCACCACUGGCUGCCAUGUGGACUAUGUCUUUAAUGAUGUGAUCGUAGAGAACGGAGAGAAAUACCAAAUGAACUUUGACAAGAACUCAGGCAUCAUUGAGAUGUUCAUGGACUCUCUCGCGGUCACAGACGAGGGAACAUUCACCUUUAACCUCGUGGACGGGAAGGCCAAGGGGUCCACCAGCCUGGUGCUGAUUGGAGAAGAGUUCAGAGAGCUCCAGAAAAAGUCAGAGUUUGAACAUGCUGAAUGGAUCAGAAGACAAGGUCCUCACUUCGUGGACUAUCUUGGUUUCCAGGUCACCCCAGAAUGCAACGUGCUGCUGAAGGCCACGAUAGGAAACAUCAGGCCAGAGACAGAGAUCAGAUGGUACAAAGACGGACUGGAGAUUGAAGAGGAUGAUGCUGAUUACAAGAAGAUCGAGAUGAAGGACGAGGUGUUGAUCUUCAACAUCGGAAAGUUGUCCAAAAAGGAUGCAGGUGUGUACGAGGUGAAGCUAAAGGAUGCCAGAGGAAAAGACAAGAGCAUGUUCAACCUGACUGAAGCAGGUUACCAAACUGUGCUAAACGAGCUGUUCAGGGUGAUUGCCAACUCAUCAACUGAGAUCAGUGUGAAGAGUACAGAACAUGGUAUCGUCCUCUACUCCUUGAUCACCUAUCACAUGGAGGACCUCCAAGUCGGCUGGCUGCACAAGGAAGGAAAGAUCGCCCACUCUGACAGAGUCCAGUGUGGAGUGACCGGGGAGCAGCUGUGGCUCAAGGUGAAUGAGCCCACAGAGAAAGAUAAGGGCAAAUACACAAUCAAUAUCUGUGACGGCAAGGACGGGGUUAAGAGGUUCUGUGACCUGUCUGGACAAGCCUGGGAGGAAGCCUUUGUAGAGUUCCAGAGGCUGAAGGCUGCUGCCAUUGCAGAGAGAAACCGUGCCCGCGUUGUGGGAGGUCUGCCAGAUGUGGUCACUAUCCAGGAGGGCAAGUCUCUGAACCUGACAGGCAACGUGUGGGGUGACCCUGCACCCGAGGUCACCUGGAUGAAGAACGACAGAGAGCUGGUGUCUGACGAACGCUACGCCCUCAAGUUUGAACACAGCAAGUUCGCCAGCAUCACCAUCGCGGCGGUAACCACGACCGACUCAGGGAAGUACGCACUCCUGGUGAAGAACAAGUAUGGAACUGAGGCAGGAGAGUUCACUGUGUCCGUCUACAUCCCAGAGGAAGAGAAGAAGAAAGAGUAG